GGGGCGGGGGCGGGGCCUGCGGAGCCCCGCCCCCCGCCUCCCCUCCUCCCGCGGGCUGGGUUUCCAGCCGGAGCGUUUAGGCGGCGCGCGGGCAGGGGGUGCGGGGGGUCGCCAUGUCGCGGCUGCACCGGAGCAGGAUCGCGGACUUCCAGGAGGUGCUGGGCGAACCCACGGUGGCGCUGGCCAAGCUGCGCGACCUCUGCUUCAGCGGAAUCCCUUUUGAUGGUGGGCUGCGCUGCCUGUGCUGGAAGAUACUCUUGAACUACCUCCCUUUAGAGAAAGCCUUAUGGAGCUCUUUGCUGAAGAAGCAGAGGGAUCUGUAUUCUCAGUUCCUGAAGGAAAUGAUUAUCCAGCCUGGGAUUGCCAAAGCCAACCUGGGUGUUUCCAGGGAAGAUGUGACCUUAGAAGAUCAUCCCCUCAAUCCAAAUCCAGACAGCCGAUGGAAUACCUACUUCAAGGAUAAUGAAGUGCUUCUCCAGAUCGACAAAGAUGUCAGGAGGUUGUACCCUGACAUGGCAUUCUUCCAGCGGCCGACAGACUACCCGUGCCUCUUAAUCCUGGACCCUCAAAAUGAGUUUGAGACGCUGCGUAAGCGGGUAGAGCAGACCACACUCAAGUCACAGACAGUGGCGCGAAACCGCAGUGGGGUUACAAAUGUGAGCUCCCCUCUUAAAACACCUCCUAAUUCUCUGAGCGAGUAUGAAGUUCUGCCCAAUGGCUGUGAAGCUCACUGGGAAGUGGUGGAGCGAAUCCUGUUCAUCUAUGCCAAGCUGAACCCUGGGAUAGCGUACGUUCAGGGGAUGAAUGAAAUAGUGGGGCCUCUUUACUACACCUUUGCUACAGAUCCUAACAGCGAGUGGAAAGAGCAUGCUGAAGCAGACACAUUUUUCUGCUUUACCAACCUAAUGGCUGAGAUUCGGGACAACUUCAUUAAGAGCUUGGAUGAUUCUCAGUGUGGCAUUACCUACAAAAUGGAGAAGGUUUAUUCAACCCUGAAGGAGAAAGAUGUGGAGCUGUACUUGAAACUGCAAGAACAGAACAUCAAACCUCAAUUCUUUGCCUUCCGCUGGCUGACGCUGCUCUUGUCCCAAGAGUUCCUGCUGCCAGAUGUCAUCCGUAUCUGGGACUCCCUCUUUGCUGAUGACAAGCGCUUUGAUUUUCUUCUGCUCGUCUGUUGUGCCAUGUUGACACUAAUCCGGGAUCAGUUGCUGGAAGGAGACUUCACUCUGAACAUGAGGCUGCUACAGGAUUAUCCUAUCUCUGAUGUUCACCUAAUUUUGAAGAAGGCAAAGGAACUUCAGGAUUCCAAAUAGUCCAUGAGCCUGACAAAAGUGUUAGAGAAACUGCAUGUCAGUGGAUCCUAGGAGAUGCCCCCGUACAGUGUGGUGCAUUAAUGCUCCUAGAGGUCUCUGCAGGACUUCACGUUUUGUGUUUUGGCAUCUAGCCACCUUGAAGAUUUCCUUCUAUUUAUUAGGUCAAGGAUUGAAUAAUUCCCCGUCUACUUGGGUCUUGCACUCCAUAUUUUUCAAAUCUCAAAUGCCUCCGUACUGCCAAAAGCAGUUCUUUGUAUCUUUUUUUUUAAUGACUUUAAUUCUGGGGAGAAAGAAACCAUCUAUCUGCUUAUCCCCCAAGUCCUGUGGGAUGAAAUUCUUCUGCAUUAUGGAAGUAUGCUCAUGUGGAGUAACCUCUGAUGAGGAGGGGACAGGCUGGAUCCAGUGAAGUUGGUGGAUGAGUAUAAGAGGAUCUUUCUCCUGUAAAUAGAAUGUAUCCCACUGAAGUCAUUCAUCCUGCUGUUCACGUAGCUUCAGGAUUCUUCUCCUUUGUGUGGCACCUGGCCAUCACUGGGAUGUGCAAAAAGGAAUACUGCAUCAGCUUUUGGCGAGUGUCAUCUGACAUCCAGCUGUUUGGACUUCAUCACAUGGGAGAGAGACCUUGAGAAGCUGAGUUGGCUGGACACAGUUACAGCUGGCUGCUUUGUGCACUGAAUUUGCCUGAAUCCAGAGCCGCCUUAUCAAGAAGGUCUCCUUGGAAGAUAGACUAUGGUGGUUUUAAUCAAUGAGGGAAGUGUAGUUUGAUUAAGUUGAGCCUUAUUACGCACAGCCUUAGAGCAGGAGGUUGUUGCUGCAGGGAGGCUGAGACCUCUAGCUGUCUGAUCAGCGGCUGCAAAACUGCUUUCCUAGCUCUGAACUGGAGGAUAUCCAGCUACAAUCAUGAUUCUGAAACACAAGAAAGGGCAUCUAGUUGCAUGCUGUGAAGGCAGCUGUAUUUAGGGGCUUAUCCUGGCAUGACACUGGGGUUUUCUGCCUCGGUGACUUGCAUAAUACUGCCCUGCAUAAGCUGUGGUCACAGUAACCUUGAAACUGUCUAACAGUGCUUCUUGCCAGGAGGAGGUUUUUGCUUUUAGGUCAGACCCGUACCAUGUCUUUUUCUGGUGUAAUCCAGUGGGGAUACAAGCAUUUCAGUCACUAGCUUACUCCUGGAGAUGGUCCACUUCUCUGUGAACCAGUCCUACUGGAGUGACUGUCCUGAAUUUGUCCCUCUUGAAAGGGAAACUGAUACAUUUCAAAUUCAGUCGGUCAGGCUUAGGUGAAUGAGAAACAUUAACCUGCAGGAAUGUCAAACUGAUCAGAAAUCAAAAUCCUCAUAGGGAGGGACUGGAGCACCCAAGUGCUCCAACUGUGCAAAAGCUCUUGAGUGAACACUAAUCCAGCAUGCUUUACUUUUUGCUGUGCUGGCUCAUUUCUGCAUAGCUGUUUGACACUGCACUUUUCUGUAUUUAUGGGUGCUGAUUUGCUAAAGGUCAGUCUUUUACUUUCUAAGAUCUGCUUAUGCUGUUGAUGGCCUAGAAGGGCUCUAGUAAGAGGGGUGUUGCCAGCCUUCAGCUUUUGUACUCGUGUUAUUUCCUUCACCUAAGGCGGGUUCUUUACAGGCUACUGUAAUUUUUACAAGCAUAGGUGUGGAGACCAGAGGACAGGUUGAAACACAUGAUUAUGUUCUUGUUAGCAAUCCUAAGCAUUUUUUCUGACUCUUCAGAAGAUGCUCUAGUGACACAGGUGCAGCCAGGUGCUGCUGCUGUGGUGGAGCAUGAGCAACUGUAAGAUUUAAACAAUCUGUAGCUAAUGCCUAUGGCUAACGGUAUCCCUCUGUGUUGUAAUCCUUUCUAGAGGGUAGAUUUUUCCUCCAAGAAAUAUGGAACUGAUAGAACAGAAGAGCUGUGUGGUGGAGCAUCCUGCCUGCUCUGAACCACUGGAUGGAUGUUCUUCCUGCCUCCUAUGACUGAGCUGUUCUAGCGGGUCUCAUGGUCUCAGCUCUUAGGUACCCUACACUAGAGAGGCCAGUUGUUGGACCUUUUAUGACUAAACAGCCAGCUGGCAGACAUAAAUGUAGAACUGGCAGAUGAAACUCCUAGGCAGAAUUGGACCUCCUACAAAAUGCUUCUGCCUCUGAACUGCUGUAAAUAUUGUUGCUCUCUUACAUUCCAUGCACAAGUCCCAGAAUACCUGGGCUGUCUGGUUCAGGUCCCCCUAGUAAGCGCUGGGUCUUCCUAAGCUGUGUUUUUCACUGCUAACAGGAGCAUCCACAAGGGUUUCUUCUCUGAAUGUCUAGAAGUCUCCUUAAAAUAACCUGAAAAGGCAGCAGGUCAAUCAAGAUUAAAAGAUUGCUUACUGAUGAA
Molecule: messenger RNA, 3673 nt
Organism: Rhea pennata
Lineage: Eukaryota; Metazoa; Chordata; Aves; Rheiformes; Rheidae
Gene: TBC1D13
Product: TBC1 domain family member 13
Exons: 12
Coding region: 114-1313 (399 amino acids)
Biological process (GO): intracellular protein transport; activation of GTPase activity
Molecular function (GO): GTPase activator activity
Source: RefSeq, a predicted model, not a curated record